AUGCAAUCAUUUCCUCCUCCGCCCUCGGCGCAGGGCCAGCAUUUUCCUCCACCUCCAAGAUCCGCAACAUUCCCUCCUCCACCAUUAGCAUCCCCAGGGUUCCCACCACCACCACAACCAUCCCCGGGCUUCCCACCACCAAACUACAACUAUCACGCUCCUCCAACCCAACAUGUACAACAACCACAACCUCAAAAUGCGCAGUCACAUUUCCCUCCACCACCCAAUAGCCGCCCAUCAACAACAAGCCCGCCACCACGCUUUGAUGCCGGCAGUAACAACAGUGCAGCGGCUCAUCAAGCGGCCAUGUUGGCCGCCGCUCAGGAAGCGAAAUUACCGCUUUCGCCGCCGCCAAUGUCGCCUCCGCCUACGGGCAUGUCUCGUAUGAUGAUGGAGAAGAUGCCUGGAGGUGCGCCGGCUGUGGGCCAGUUUAGGGGUGCGCAGUCUACUGGUUCGGAUGAUGUGGGCACGUUCAAUGGGGGUAGUUAUAGGAUCAGCCAUCGAAGCGUGAAUUCGAUUGUGACGCUCCAGCUUGCGAUGGGUGCGCCAUUGGAUGCGAGGCCUGGUGUCAUGAUCGCAAUGUCGCCCACGGUCACCCUCAAGGGAAACUUUCACUUCUCCGUGAAAAAGCUCCUCAUUGGAGGUGAAAUGGCUCAUUCAACAUAUACCGGCCCCGGAGAGGUUCUACUCGCACCUUCUGUGUUAGGCGACAUCACCGUCCUACGGUUAUCUGAUGACGGAGAGGUUUGGAAAGUCGGCCGAGAUGCGUAUCUGGCCAACACUGCAUCUAUCAAAAAGAAAUACAAGGCUCAGAAUCUUUCCAAGACACUCUUUUCAGGUGAAGGGUGGUUUGUGUAUAAUAUGUCUGGGCCAGGGCUGGUUUGGAUGCAGAGUUUUGGUGCUGUCAUAAAGAAAGAUCUUGUCGAAGGUGAAAGUUACUACGUGGACAACGGUCACUUGGUUGCUUGGAACUGUGAUUAUAUUAUUGAACGGGUUGCUUCUGGCGGUGUCAUUUCCAGCCUGAGCUCUGGUGAGGGUUUAGCUUGUCGAUUCAAGGGGCCAGAUGGGUGCAAGUACUGCAAGUGGGUGAUGAGGAAAAUGAGGAUCAAACUUUCAGUGUCGAAUUUGACCGUGAUCUAA
Messenger RNA from Talaromyces amestolkiae, 1140 nucleotides. RefSeq lists its product as uncharacterized. The record is from RefSeq and is a predicted model, not a curated record. The transcript has 6 exons. The coding region runs from base 1 to 1140 and encodes 379 amino acids. NCBI's taxonomy places the organism in Eukaryota, Fungi, Ascomycota, Eurotiomycetes, Eurotiales, Trichocomaceae.